AUGGGUUCAAAAUCCGAAUACGUCGAAGCCUUAACAUGGAAUCGAAAUGUAUUCCGUCGACUCUACAUAAAUCGCGAUGAGAAAAGUUUCACCGAAUCCAAUUCGACUCGAUUUUUCAAAGCUGUAUUCAAUGGGUGCAUCCAUGGCAGUCAAUUUUCGAUAAUAGUUUCGUUGUGUUUCUUCUUACAAAUGCACAUUCGAUCGUUUGAACGUGUUUUGCUCGGUGUGUAUGAGAUGUGCGUUACAACUAGUGCAUACUUUACAUUUUGGGCAAUAUUUCUGUCGCGUAACAAAGUCACCGAGUUUUUCGACGAUUUGCAAGAGAUUUAUGACGAAAAUAGAAACGAGAGGUCGUUUUCCGUAUUUCUUGAGGCCAAUGAGAAAAGUGAGAACAGCACAAAGUUUCUAAUGAAAGGUGCACCGACGAUGUACUUUUUUUAUCAAGUAUUUUUGACCCUUUUGAGUCUCUUCAUUUGCUAUCGAGCCGAUGGAUACAUCGAUCCAGCCCGACUAUCACUUUAUAACCCGUUUAAAUUUGUGUUACCUUGGAAUCAAAAAUCGUUGAUUGGUUGCAUUGCAUCUCGAUUGUAUGCACUGUUGUUUGGUCAAUCGUACGUUAUACUCUACGGGGUUUUUAGCUCGUAUUUUGUGUCCAUUGUUCAUCAUCAUAAUGCAUUUUACAAACAUUAUCAUGCAAUUUGCGAACAAAUUAACGAACUGUCGCAACUCGAACAUAAUGGAUCAAAAGGGAAAUAUACUCUGAUUAAGCUCAUAAAAUUCCAUACGGCCGCCAAAGGGCUCUUUAAAAAAUCCGCUGACAUAUUUAGCAGAGCAAUCAUUAUUCAACUGAUCGGUGGCACCAUUUAUGUGUCGUGCCGGAUCUUUCAAUUGGAUGUCACCAUUCAUAACCGAGAUCCAAAUGUGCUACUUGUUAUUGUAGGGAUGAGCGUUGGACUGUCGUAUCUUUUCCUAUAUUGUUACUAUGGGAAACGAACUAACGUCUACUAUUCUCAAAUGGGUCAAAGUUUGUUCGAAUCAAAUUGGUAUCUGCUACCAAAUGAACUGCAAAAAUUCUAUAUUUUAAUGAUUGCCAACGUACAAGUGCCCAUUUCAUAUCAUGGUUUGAAUGUGGUUGAUUUGAAUUUGGAACGAUUUACAAAGGUGAUUUAA
Molecule: messenger RNA, 1170 nt
Organism: Contarinia nasturtii (swede midge)
Lineage: Eukaryota; Metazoa; Arthropoda; Insecta; Diptera; Cecidomyiidae
Product: putative odorant receptor 92a
Exons: 4
Coding region: 1-1170 (389 amino acids)
Biological process (GO): detection of chemical stimulus involved in sensory perception of smell; sensory perception of smell
Cellular component (GO): plasma membrane
Molecular function (GO): olfactory receptor activity; odorant binding
Source: RefSeq, a predicted model, not a curated record